GAACGUAGUAUACAUUAUUCUGUAUUAAGAAACUAGUUGGAGUUUUCUUGUAACGGCUACGACGGAACAAUUAUGAAUGCUUUGUGCUAGUUUUCCUUAUCGUCUUGCUUUUUUUUGAAGUACCGAAUCCUUAUCGAAGUGAAUAUACAAUUUGAAUAAAAAUGCAUUUGAUCAUCACAUAAUGGAUUUACGCAGUGAUAAGGCUCUGUCCCCAUUAGGGAACUGUUAAAUGCCACGAAAGGACCAGUAGCUACCGGACAAUUAAUAGACAUUUUUGACAAAGGCUAUGACGGUCCGUGAUAAUAGUAAUGAAAGAUCUCAUAUGGGCGUGAUACAGACAGAACGGAGAAUGAACGGCUAUUUACCAGAUUACGACGACGCUGACGGGGAAUACAAAGGUGGUGGACCGGCACGGGUUUGGUUUGAGGAUGGUCGAGAGAUACAGGUGGUUCUUGUUGCUGGCGUUAAUCCAAGAGUGUUUUGUGCAAUUUGUGAAUGUUUACCUCAGCGAGCGAACCUGAUGCGGUGUGGAAACAUCCUCUGUGAUCGAUGUGUGGGUCGUUAUACGUUUCUCAUGGAGCGGCCGUGCCCAUGUGGACGAGGGGGAACCUGGGAUUGCGGUAACCCCUUUCGAUAUCGUCUCGAAGACCGCCAGCUGAACGAGCUAAUGGUCGAGUGUCCUAAUCUUUCAGAAGGAUGCGAGGUUUUUGUCCCUCUGAUGGAUUUAGACAGACAUCUAGAGGAGUGCACUAAAGGACCGGUCUCCGUGCCUGCCACCUAUGACCGACAACUCUUUGAGUGUGUUGUAAGUAUGGUUGAGAACGUUUGCCUGGCUUUGAAUGUAGGAUUGGAACGGGAUAUGGAAACGACUGAGGAACAGAUCGCGGCGUUUAUAGACGCUCCUUUACAUAAACCGCCGGCAUCCAUCUUUCAAGAACCUACAAUGGUCCUUACUGAAGUUUGUAGUGUUGCACCUGAUAAUAUUGAUGAUAUAAACGCCUCUGGAAAAGUGACACAAACUGCAGCAGAACCACAAGGUACUGCUAAUAUUUUUCGUAAGGGAAAAAUUUUGAAGAAAGAAAAGCGCGUGGUAAAAACGCCAGUAAGUACCAGUACAGUUCGUAAAAUAUCUAAAUCUUCUCCACAAGGACAUGCUCCUAGACUGAAGGAGCUUGAGGUUCUUUACACGGACGAAGGUGUACUAAAACUCCUUGAGUCAGGAGUCACCGGCAGGACAAGGGGAUCAAGAAGGAUCGCUGAGGAUGGUCUUGGUCCACUUCCACCAAAGACACCUAUUUUUACUGAACAAAAAACACCUGCCCCUUCUCUACAAAAGACAACAAUUGUAGUUGAUUCAGUUCCUGCUGCUUCAAAGGGCAAUAUAAUCGAGUCUCAGUUGGAGACGAAAGACUUAGCCCCUCAGGUUGUUAUUGAGCGGAUAAGUCCCAGCGUUUCUCUAUCAGAAACAACUCCGCGACUGGCGAAACGCGAAACUGAUAAGAGAAUCUCGCGUGAGUUACAAGCGCUGCUAGCGGCACAAGAAGAAGCGGGUGAUGCUUUAAUCAAGCCUGAGCACCCAACGAGAAGGGAUAAAUCGGAGACUCCAGUUUCCUCCGAGGAUAAGAACAGAUCAAUAUCGCCGGAGGCGCGAAAAUCCAAACUAAAUGCGCGAAAAUCUACUGGGAUCAGACGCAUAAAUAAAUCUCAGCCAGAUGCAGACGACUCAGAUGAGCAGGAUAACCAGCUUGCAUUGCAGAAAUCAAACGCAAAACUAUCUCAGCAAAAGAGGGGGCGAAGUCGAAGCCGGGGACGCAGCAAUCUUUUAAUGAAGACCUCAGACGGAACGAAUCAAAAUUCUAACCAAAGUAAAACCACUGAAUCACUUGAUGUGCCACGGAUACCGGACAAAGUGAAAGUUGUGCAGCGUAUGCAAAAUUGUAGUCAGACAUCUUCAGUUCAAACUUUACGAAAGGAAAACGAACCAGACGUCGAACCAAAAACAAACAAGCCGUCAAAAUCUUCUCUUAUGAAAAAUUUGUGUUCCACAGCUAUAGAACCGGUCGACAAUGAGGCAGUAAUCCCUCAGCAAACGGAGGAACCAUCUAAGGAGAAAACUAAGAGAAAAUCUGCCAUGAUUGCAGCAGUGCAACCUAAAAGCAAUGAAGGUGGCACUUUUGUUUCUCCACAUUCGAAUGAAAACACAGAUAAUGAAGUUGUUCGACGAAGAACCCGAAGUCGCUUCCGCGCCCGGUCCAAACCAAAGAUACCACUCGAAGCCGACAGCCAAAUUCAUCUGAAGUCUACGGCACCAACCACAAGGAGUCGCAGUAGACCCAGAGUGGCUAAAAUGUCCGUCGAACAAGAGUCUUCUAAUAACGAAGACAUCGUUGCAGAUUCUAAAACUUUACAGAAAGGAUCUAUAGAGGUACAGAAAAAGGAAGACAGUGAAGAAUUGCAUUCGAAUGCGGAUGGUGUUUCUUCAUCGUUGACAAACGUCACCCCAAGGCCUACUACUGAUGAAGUCUUGCCAGGCGGCCUCGAUAUGCCUCCAACUGACAAGGCACAACAACACGCAGAGUUGACUGGUGCUGUUUUUAAGGUGCCGGUCAAACCGUCUCUUGAGACAAGUGUCGCAGACGCAAACUCUCAAGUUAAAAACCAGUCUCAAGAAGAAGUUAAGUCACAAAGCGUUCCAGCGCUUGAGCCCACUGCUUCGAAAGUUGAGGAAAAUCAGUUCGAGCCUCUCAUGAUUCCUUCUUUGAGGCGGCCUUCUAUAGAGAACGACAUUAAUAACGGCAGUAGUAAAUCAGAUUCUAAGGACAUGUUUAAAUCGAGCGGAACAGUCCGCGACCCCCGCAAGGAUAGCCAGAGUGUCGCCAAGUCCGACGUUAAGAUUCUGCAGAGUUCUGAUAAUUCCAAAUCACAAGUGGCGUGUCAAAGUGACGUUGCUGGAAGCGUAGCCGCAACGACCUCCGCAAACUCCGCCAUCUCACAAAAGGAAGUUCAGGAACCGCGACAACGAAAAGACGCGAGCAGUCGGCCGACUACAACAAGAAGAAACAAUACUGAACGUCCGAAAGCAAAUAUAUUUAAAAUUCCUAAGAGGUAUUCUACGGAUGUGCCGCAAGAACUGGGAUCACCUAUAGCUGUAAUUGGGGGAUCCAGUUCAGAUACUUUGAGCUGGCAGGUUCAAGGUAGCUUGCUGCGGAGGAGGACACAGAAUAAAGAAAGUGCCGGCGACAUCACAGAUGAGCCCAAAAGAAAGCGAGACAAAACAGCUCGAUGGAACUCACCGACAAGCACAGACAGUAGCGGGAGUCGAGCAUCUCGUAAAGAAGACAGCUCCUGUUGGUCGUCACACGGAACAAGAACUGAUCCAGUUAAUUUAAAAAAAUUCGUGCCACAGGAUUCAGACGGCCAGUAUCCUGCCAAAAUUUCUCUUCAUGCUAAAAGCGAUUCGCGAGAGCCGACCGAACCUCUCUCCAGUAAUGACAAACUUUGCGAGAGGAAGAGGUCACAUUCACCACGCUCAAAAGGGACACCCCACCGUAGCCCCUCAAGUGGGCGUUACUUAAGGACUCAGAGUCGUCAUCGAAGUCGGUCUAGACCACGCGACGACCCUCGAGCAAGAAGCAGCAGUUAUUACCGCGGUGAGCGGCAUUAUGGCCCACGACGAAACUAUGACGAGCGUACACCGCUCAUCCGUUACGCUCAUAAUGACGGCGCAUCUGGCAGUCGCGAUUACAGCGACACGCAAGUAGCUUAUAGUAGUGACAAGCAAGAACACGCAUUAAUGCGCGAUCGUAAGAGAUUCGCGUAUAUCGAAGCGGUGCAGCGACUUGGCCCAAAUUCGGUUGACAAUAAAAUCUGUGAUUUACCCGCACAAAUGGCACACCACCAACCGGAUCAAAGCCGUCCACAUGAUACUUUAUGUCGCGAGAUUCCUGUUGAGCCCUUAAUGGUUAUAAAGCUACCACAACGUAAACCCUCAGAGCGUCCUGUUCGAUCCGUCGUUGAACUUCCUCGUCCUAUGUUUGUGCCAGAUGGACAGGAAGUAAAAGGGGUUGUUGAAAGGGAAUCUAUACGGGAUAUACCAGAGUCUCGAGAUAAGUCCGCUGUUGAGCGUCGUAUCUCAAAUAGAGAUCCACGUUUCAAUAGGCGAGGUGGACAUCCUGCUGAAGCUGCCGUAGCGCGUCCUAGUGCCGGUAGCACUAGCUCUCUUGGACCCUUAACUAUGAGUCUCGAUGAAAUGACCAAUGCAAUUGAAACGGCACUACUUCAGCUUGGGCGGCACAGAGGAGAUAAUUCGUUAUAUGAGCAAUUUACACGCGAUUAUGGCAACUGUCGAAAUCAGGAGGAGCAGCGCGUUAUUGCAUCACGAUAUUGGGCGGUUUACGCGGCCGGAGUACAUCGAUACGGUCAGGAUACGGGCGGAUUCUCUGCUGGCUGUCAUAUGGUGCCAGGAAUCCAGCAAGAUCCAGCUGGAAUACCGUAUGUAUCUGAACAAACUGGAAAACUACCACAGGCAUCCAACUUUGUUACCCAGCCGUACGGUGCUGCAGGGCUUCAUAAGAAUUUACUGCAACCACAUUAUAUGGGUCAACAUCAGCGUCUUCCGGUUGAUUCAAAUACACCAGCUCAACAAAUGCAUUCACAAUACGUGCAGAGUCAAUAUAUUGACCCAUUUCCGACGGGACCUAACUCGUAUCAGCCUCUUGCUGUUCAAGGCCGACCUGGAGACACGAGAGCACCUUUAUUCAUUAUGGAUGAUGAUGGUUCGCGAUUUUCGGACGAUGAAGAAAAAGACUGUCAAUCGCGCCGUUCUCUUGGCAGAAGACGCAGCAGAAGUAGAGGCUCUAACUCAAGGUGGAGAGGAGUUGGCAGUGCAGGCUUCCGACCAGACGUCGACCGCAGAUCAAGAUAUUAGAUAUCCUUUUCUCGUCAGUUAACACUAUUUUGUAAAAAUCUUGGUUGAAACGAAACCAAUUAAAUAUUUAAGAAAAAAAAACGUAUUUUUAUUUUAUUCUAUUGUAAGGUAGUUAUCUUCUUCACAUUUUAAAGACAUUGGUGGUUCAACGAUCGACAUACAGCUGGAAUCUUGCAUUGAAUGAAAACAACAUUCGAUAGCUUCUGUUAAUUUUUCUCAGUUACCAUUAGGUAAUGCCAGUAAACAUAUCAGUGGUAUUUGCGCUUGUAGAUAGGAAGAAAUUAUUUAUGAUUUUAGGACUUCAACUAAGUGUAGGCAAUCGUUCUUUCUCAGACGGCGCUUAGAACGUAAGGGAUAUUUACCACGGCGUUGAAAUAAAUAGAGAACGGAGGAUUCUCACUAGUUUACAGAUCAUAAUCCAAAGUGGAUAUCUCAUGUAUGUUAUAUAU
Messenger RNA from Varroa destructor (honeybee mite), 5376 nucleotides. RefSeq lists its product as uncharacterized. The record is from RefSeq and is a predicted model, not a curated record. Lineage: Eukaryota; Metazoa; Arthropoda; Arachnida; Mesostigmata; Varroidae.